Thunnus maccoyii (southern bluefin tuna) is the source of this 5757-nucleotide messenger RNA. RefSeq names its product zinc finger and BTB domain containing 16a (gene zbtb16a). Lineage: Eukaryota; Metazoa; Chordata; Actinopteri; Scombriformes; Scombridae. The record is from RefSeq and is a predicted model, not a curated record. The transcript is spliced from 7 exons. The coding region runs from base 352 to 2346 and encodes 664 amino acids. Gene Ontology annotation, biological process: regulation of transcription by RNA polymerase II. Gene Ontology annotation, molecular function: RNA polymerase II cis-regulatory region sequence-specific DNA binding; DNA-binding transcription factor activity, RNA polymerase II-specific; protein binding. Gene Ontology annotation, cellular component: nucleus.
UAAUACAGCCGUUUGACAUGAGACAGCCCCCUAGGUGUCUCACUUUCUCAGUGUUUGUAUGGGCUGGAGCGCUGCGCCGGCUGCCCGCCUGCCUGCUGCUUGUCUGGCUGACUGGCUACGUUGACGUCAGCGCCGUGUUGAUUUGCUAAGGCGAGAGAAGAAAGGAGUUAGUGCGUGUUGAGAGAGCGGGUACUGCGAACUGCCUUACUAUGCUGUAGCCCCAAUCCCCCUUCACUAUACGGAAUCAAAACGUGCAACUUAGGUUUCAUCUUGUUUACAUAGAUAGAUAAAAACACUGCUGAACGGGGAAGGCGAGCCUCAUGAGUCGGCUUCGUGGAUUGCAUCAACGCAAUGGAUUUAAGUAAAAUGGGUAUGAUCCAACUCCAGAACCCCAACCAUCCCACUGCCCUUCUGCAGAAGGCCAAUCAGAUGCGCCUGGCUGGGACUCUGUGUGACGUGGUCAUCAUGGUAGAUAGCCAGGAGUUCCACGCUCACCGGACUGUGCUAGCCUGCACCAGCAAAAUGUUUGAGAUCCUAUUCCACCGCAGCAGCCAGCAUUACACCCUGGACUUUCUUUCACCAAAGACGUUUCAGCAAAUUUUGGAGUAUGCUUACACUGCCACGCUCCAGGCCAAGGUGGAGGACUUAGAUGACCUGCUCUAUGCAGCAGAGAUCCUGGAGAUUGAGUAUUUGGAAGAGCAAUGCCUCAAAAUCCUGGAAACCAUCCAGUCCUCAGAUGAGAAUGACGUGGAGGUCAAUGUGAAUGACGGGAGCACAGAAGAGGAUGACGAGCGCAAAGGCCACAACGGAGCUAAGAACUCCAAAAAGCAUUCCAUGGAGAGUCUCUAUCUGUCAGGUACCCAGCAAGUUUCCACCAUGGCUGGCAUGGUGGACCAGAGUCCCUCAGUUUCCACAUCCUUUGGUGUCUCCACCUUGAGUCCCACUAAAGCUGCUGUGGACAGCCUGAUGAGCAUCGGUCAGUCUCUUCUCCAGCAGGGCUUCGGGGGUGAACAACUUAUCCACGGCAACUCCCACCACCUGAUGACUGAAAUCAAGACUGAAAUGAUGCAAGUGGACAUGGGUGGCAACGGCCAUGAAAGCCCGCAGAACAUGGAGUCCAGUGGCUCCAGCAAUGGAGAGCGAAGUGGGGAGGACAGGAACCGAGAUGGUCCAGGAACACCAACCAGGAGCAGCGUAAUCACCAGUGCCCGCGAGCUGCAUUAUGUCCGUGAUGAAGGCAUGGGCGACGCUCAAGCUGAGGUCAGCCAGAUGGGUCUGGAAGCAAUGUCUGGAAUGACAGAGAAACAUCUGGCAUCGCUGUACUCCCUACCAGUCAAUCAUAAAUCAGAUGCCAUCAUGUCCAUGCCGGCAUCCAUGGCCUCCGCUCUCCCCAUGUCCCCAGCUCUGGCUAUGUCUAUGGACUUCAGUGCCUACGGGGGUCUUCUGCCUCAGAGCUUCAUCCAGAGAGAAUUCUUCAGCAAGCUCGGGGAGCUUGCAGUGGGCGUGAAACCAGAUGGCAGGAACCAGCAUGAACGUUGCAAUGUUUGUGGUGCAGAACUACCAGACAACGAAGCUGUGGAACAACACAGGAAGAUGCAUAGUGGAAUGAAGACCUACGGGUGUGAGCUGUGUGGGAAGAGCUUCCUGGACAGCCUCCGUCUACGGAUGCAUUUGCUGUCUCAUUCAGCUGGUGAGAAGGCCAUAGUUUGUGACCAGUGUGGCGCCCAGUUCCAGACAGAGGAAUCCCUGGAGGCUCACCGGCAGAUCCACACCGGGUCAGACAUGGCCAUCUUCUGCCUGCUUUGUGGGAAGCGUUUCCAGACCCAGACAGCAUUGCAGCAGCACAUGGAAGUCCACGCCGGCGUUCGCAGCUACAUUUGUAGUGAAUGCAACCGGACUUUCCCCAGCCAUACUGCACUCAAACGUCACCUACGCUCACACACAGCAGGGGACCACCCAUUUGAGUGUGAGUUCUGCGGGAGCUGUUUCCGAGAUGAGAGCACGCUGAAGGGCCACAAACGCAUCCACACCGGGGAGAAGCCCUAUGAAUGUAACGGCUGUGGGAAGAAGUUCAGCCUCAAGCACCAGCUGGAGACCCACUACCGUGUGCACACAGGUGAGAAGCCAUUCGAGUGCAAGCUGUGCCACCAGCGAUCCAGGGACUACUCGGCCAUGAUCAAGCACCUGCGCACCCACAACGGCGCCUCACCCUACCAAUGCACCAUCUGCCUGGAGUACUGCCCCAGCCUGUCAGCCAUGCAGAAGCACAUGAAAGGCCACAAGCCCGAAGAUAUCCCCCCAGACUGGCGCAUAGAGAAGACCUACCUGUACCUCUGCUAUGUCUGAGACCGGAAGAGUAAAGAGAUGGGGGGGGGGGCACGUGUGAGGGUAGGGACGGGGGUUGUGAGGUAAGGGGAAUGUAAUUGAGAUGAUAGGAGGCGUGAGGCUAUGGUGGAGUGUUGACGAUUGAGGAACGUCAAUGACAAGAGACUCGAAAGCAAGAGGGGUUUGUUUUCUCAUUUUCUUUUCAUGCAAAGGCGGCAACAACCGACGGGGUAGAAGGGUGGUGAUGGUGGGACAAAAGUGCUAAGAAGAGGAAGACUUGGACAUGGAGAGAGAUUCUCCACCAUUGUUCGGAUUUACCGGGUCAUUCACUACAUCUGCAACUGUGUUAUUGUUUCAGGUCAUUGCAUGCAGCACCAUAAAGCGAGCAAGCUGCAGGGAAGUGACAUUUUGGACGCUGCUGCCACAGCAGUGAGAGAGCAGAUUCUCAAGGGCUAUCUGAACCUGCGCAUCCUUACCAUCAGGAACCAAAUCUUUCACUCCAUCCUUUUGUAGAGUUUGUUUUCUUUCCAAAAGGGGGAAGACUUUUUUGUUCUUCUACUUUGGUAUUUGGUUUGUUUGCAUUCACCCUACACAGUCAGACUAGUUAGGAUCACAUGAAGAAUAUGUGAGUAUGAGAAUCAGUUAAGGCCCCCAGUUCAUCAUGCUUUGUUCUACUUUCCAAGUUUUGAGGAAAAGCUGGAUUUCAGAUGCUAAAAUCCUUCCCUUUAUGGCCACAAACCACUAUGACUGAGUUAAAGAAACAAAUGCUCCAGAGGGUGCCCCUAAUCCUUUCCAUCCCCAAAUGGAAAAUGUAUCUGUUUUGUCAAUUCCCAUCAUUUCUGCCUGACCAGUAGGCAAAGAUCUUUCCAGUAUUCACAGAAAUCUGCCAGUGUAACCUGCCCAUACAUAAUAUCCUUCAGAUCCCAGUGGUGGCAGUGAGAUAGCCCCUGAGAAUCAACAGCAGAGCUGGUAGGCCUAUGCAGUAGAUGAAACGAUUGAACUGGACGGAUGGGAGCACUAAAAUACUGCAAACGGAGUACCUAUUUGGUUUUGAGUGGGGAAGAUGCUACUGCUGCUUUCUGUUGGAAAUCUCCCCAGUUUUCUCAGUAGUAUUCCUGGUUCUGCAUCUCUGACAGAGCUGGAGACGAUCUGGUCACCACUGGCCACCCAUGGUUCUCCCCAGAGAGCCAAAGGCUAACUUUUUCAUCUAGUAUUUUUUUUAGCUCUGCUUGAUUUAUCAUGGCUUGAUUGCACAGGUAAAACAAAUUACGACAACAGUCUUUGUUUGAUGCAAGGUAUAUAUUUUUCAUUAAAUCAUAACUCUCUAUUACAGUAUGUCACAUUAAACCCAGCCUAUCCACCUUCUCAGCAAUAGAUAACUGGACUGCUUUUAUCAUGUGCAUUUAACCAGAUGACUAUCAUAAUCUCACACUAACAAUGAACUACACAAACUGACACAUAAACCGUAACACUUUUGACCGCAACAGAUCUGUCCAUUCACCGCAGUGAUGGAAAACAAAAUGGGAAAAGGCUGCUUUUCGUGGGAGUCCUGUGACUUUGACUGCUAGAGGUGAAUGUUGAGGGAGUCCUGGGAAUGCCUUAGCUGCACGCCAUAACGUUUGUUAAAGGUGGUGUGGCAAGAUGAAGACUGUUAUAUGGCAUCAAAAAACAUGAAUGUGAAAGACUGUAAGCUGGGUUCAAACUAGGCUAGGUUCACGCUGUGUCAAAAAUUGCAGGUUAAUGCUGUCUUUCAGUAGAAGUCGGAAACCUAUAAUUCCCACCUUGGAGGUUGUUACUACUCUCCAUGCUUUCCAGUGGAUCAGCUUGGAAAAUUUUCUCCAAUGUCAAAUGCUGUUCCUUGUGCAAAAGACAUACGUUAGCUGGCUAGCAGCUGCAAAUGCUAACUGUUCACAACUAGGGUCUUUGAUAGAUUGGACAAGGCUUGUUUACCAACCAGACAAAGCAGACAAUUUCAGUCUGGUUUGUGUUUGAGAUCACUGAAAUGAUAAGGACCUUACCCGGGAGUCCUUUCUUCUAGUUACAUUACAAAUAUUGUUUUUAAAUGGUGCAUAUUCACAAAUUUAUUUGCAUUGCAUAUUGCUGCCAAGGCUUUAUAUAAAAGCCUAUAUUACAAAAAAUAUUAUAUGAAAGAUGAUAUAUGUUCUCUACUAUGUGUAUUGGAUACUUAUGUGCACUAAUGCAUAGAGAGUAGGGCGGUCAGCAGGAUUAAUUCAGACCCUUCUUUGAGAAUAGUUAGUACGUUAAAAGUUUUGUGUUGUGUUUAUAGUGCUGCAUAACGGCAUCUUGGAAAAAAACGCUACCUUUACUUGUUCCAAAAAUGCAGUAUGAGGCUCAAAUGGGAAUGGGUUAUUUUGCUGAGGAGGAAGUGGGAAUUUCUGACUUUUUUUCUUCUCUGAAAUGUAGCAUUAGACCUGUAUGGCAUACACAGUGUAUUAUGGUGGAACCUAUGGCAUUACUGAAUAUCACUGCAUGUCACAGCGUUACCAGGGUGAUUGCAUAUCCAAAAUGGCCGGUGGAAAAGGGGGGAAAUCACUGAUUGGACGAGACACAGCCCAGCAGCUUAGGGGGGGCGACCAGUAAGACGACAGAAUAAAUCAACUCUUUCUCUGUGGUUUUGUCCCUUCGCUUCGUCUCUCUCGUCUCCUGUUGUUGUUGUUGUUGUUGUUGUUGUUGUUGUUGUUGUUAUUAUUGACCUUGAGUUUGAGCUCAACACAUCGUACUUGAAUUACCUCGUUUUUGUGACCUCAUGUUGCUUGUGUAUUUUAAUUUUCCCUUUUGUUUCAUUGUACACUUUUUUUUUUUUGUUUGUUUGUUUUGUUCAUGAGCGUAUGUGGGAAAGAUGCAUUGCACAACAUGAUGAAGCAAUGUGUACGCAGAAAAAUUAAGUGCCACGGUGAAGAGAUUUGUUUGUUUUUCUAAUGUUGUGUAUUUCUUUGUGCAUUACUUGUUACCAAACUUGGUAUUAUUAACCCCGCUUGUUAAAGAGCCGGAAAGUUUGGUCAUUUGUUAUAAAAGCUACCUCUAAGUUGUUUUCUUUUUUUUUUUUUGGCAAAAGCACAUUUUUUUUUUGUUUGUGUUUUGCAUUAUUUCAUCAUUGCUACUUCAUCUCAUGCUUUUUUUUUUUUUUUUUCUAAAGUUGAUUUAUGAUUGUCUGUGUUUUUAAGCGAAAUGUAUAUAAAAGGGUAAGAGAUAACAAUAGUAGAGGUUGAUAGGCUGAGAAGAGUCAUUCAAAUGGAUGUUUAUUCCUCUCUUAUAGUCUCCCCCUGCACCUCCAACCAUAGAAGAGCAGAGAAAAAAAAGCAAUUUUGAAGCCUUAAGUGAUGAGUAAGAGGGAUGCAGCAGAUAAGAGGAAGACCUAUUGCUUUUUUUUUUUUGAGAGGGUUUAAAAACAAGAAUUUAAACUUGAAAAUA